Molecule: messenger RNA, 993 nt
Organism: Spodoptera littoralis (African cotton leafworm)
Lineage: Eukaryota; Metazoa; Arthropoda; Insecta; Lepidoptera; Noctuidae
Source: the annotation of a GenBank genome assembly
AUGGCUAGACGCUUGUUAAGCCGCAUGAUUUUGAACUCUAAUACGACGUCGAUAAAAUCGUCGUUGCCUGUACUUAGUAAAAAAUUGCAUAGUCAGGUACCAACUAAAGAAAUUCAGAUUCCUGUUAAGUUUGGCCACAUUGCGGGCAAGCUAUGGGGCAACAGUAGUGAGCGACCUAUACUGGCGUUACACGGAUGGCAAGACAAUGCGGGCACUUGGGACCCUCUGAUCCCCAUGAUCAUCAAAGACAGACCGAUAUUAGCAUUGGACUUUCCUGGACAUGGAUUUUCGUCUUGGAUUCCUCCUGAUAUGCAGUACUACCAAUGGGAAUUACCGAGAAUUAUUUUAUAUCUGAAAGAAUACUUCAAAAUGGAGAAAGUAUCAAUAUUGUCUCAUUCUAUGGGAGCGAUAGCAUCCAUGCGUUUUGCAUCUGUGUUCCCAGAUGACGUCGAUUUUUAUAUUGCUGUGGACAGCCUUAUUUAUGACGACUACGAUUUAGAUGCAGUCGUAGGUAAAAUUCCUACAACAUUGAAAAAAGCUUUAAUCGCACAGACUCGACUAAAUGACGAGCCACCAGCAUACAGUUUAGAGGAAAUGACCAAAAUAUGGCAUUUGGGUACGAGGAAGUCUGUGGCUUUGGAAAGUGUUCCGCAUUUACUGAAAAGGGGAAUAAAACCAUCAAAAGCUGAUCCCAAUAAGUAUUAUUUCUCCCGUGACUCAAGACUAAAGUACACAUUGUUCAAUCCAGAGGACAAAAAAUUCGUUGAAGCCCUAGUAAGGAGACUGAAAUGUCCGACAUUGUAUAUCAAAGCGAUAGACUCUCCCUAUUCUUCUGACGCAUAUUCUAUAGAAAUGCGCGAAAUAUUAGAACAAAACAAUGAAAAUUACGAAUUUCAUUUUGUACCAGGUACACAUCACGUUCACUUAAAUAAUCCCGAAUUAGUAGCUCCUCUUAUUAAAAAUUUCAUUCAAAAUCAUAAUCUAAGUCUUUAA